GAAAGCAACAAUGGCGGAAUCAGUGAAGGCAUUCGGAUUGGCAGCCAGGGACGCGUCGGGAACGCUCUCGCCUUUCAAUUUCUCGCGACGCGCCACCGGCGAUCGGGACGUGCAGUUGAAGGUGCUCUACUGCGGAAUCUGCCAUUCCGAUCUGCACGCGAUCAAAAACGAUUGGGGAUUCACGCGCUACCCGCUCGUCCCCGGCCACGAGAUCGUCGGCGUCGUGACGGAGGUCGGUUCGAAGGUGCAGAAGUUCAGCGCCGGCGACAAGGUCGGCGUAGGUUGCUUGGUGAACUCCUGCCGGAAAUGCGACAACUGCGCCAACGACCUCGAGAAUUACUGUCCCCAAAUGGUGUUCACGUACGCCUCCGUCCUCCCGGACGGCGCCGUCACUCAGGGCGGUUACUCCGACGUCAUGGUGGCGGAUGAGCAUUUCAUUAUCCGGUGGCCGGAGAAUUUUCCGAUGGACGGAGGCGCCCCCCUCCUCUGCGCCGGGAUUACAGCCUACAGCCCGCUGAAGCACUACGGGCUCGACAAGCCCGGCCUGCACAUUGGCGUGGUCGGGCUGGGCGGGCUGGGCCACGUGGCGGUUAAAUUCGCGAAGGCCUUUGGGGUGAAGGUAACCGUCAUUAGCACUUCUGUAGGGAAGAAGAAGGAGGCGGUGGAAGAGCUCGGCGCCGACUGUUUUUUGCUCAGCCGCGACGCGGCGGCGCUGCAGGCGGCGGCGGGGAGUCUGGACGGGAUUAUUGACACAGUGUCGGCGGCGCACCCGAUUCCGCCGCUGCUGAACUUGCUGAAGAGGGACGGGCAGAUGGUGAUGGUGGGGGUGCCGAGCAAGCCGUUGGAGAUCCCGGCGUUCUCGCUGCUGAUGGGGCGGCGGAAGAUGGGUGGUAGUAUGAUCGGCGGGAUGAAGGAGACGCAGGAGAUGAUGGAUUUCGCGGCGGAGCACGGGAUUGUGGCGGACGUGGAGGUUAUAGGGAUGGAUUAUGUGAACACGGCGAUGGAGCGCCUGGUGAGAGGGGAUGUGAAGUACCGAUUUGUGAUCGAUAUUCAGAACCGCCAUUGAUGGAGGAGCUGUGAGCUUUCUUGUGUGAAGAUCUGUUUGUUUGUUCUUUUAUAUUGUGGAAUAAAAUAACACUCUGUUUUUGAAAGGAAAAUUGUAGAAUUGAAGCAGAUUUCUCCAAUAUCUGUGUGCAAUAAUACAUUCGAUUUGUCA
Messenger RNA from Andrographis paniculata, 1216 nucleotides. RefSeq names its product 8-hydroxygeraniol dehydrogenase-like. The record is from RefSeq and is a predicted model, not a curated record. The transcript has a single exon. Gene Ontology annotation, molecular function: zinc ion binding; cinnamyl-alcohol dehydrogenase activity. Gene Ontology annotation, biological process: lignin biosynthetic process. Bases 11 to 1066 code for a protein of 351 amino acids. Lineage: Eukaryota; Viridiplantae; Streptophyta; Magnoliopsida; Lamiales; Acanthaceae.